Zingiber officinale is the source of this 2405-nucleotide messenger RNA. RefSeq names its product WEB family protein At5g55860-like. Lineage: Eukaryota; Viridiplantae; Streptophyta; Magnoliopsida; Zingiberales; Zingiberaceae. Bases 153 to 2126 code for a protein of 657 amino acids. The transcript is spliced from 3 exons. The record is from RefSeq and is a predicted model, not a curated record.
CGCAAUUUUUCGCCUUCCUCUCUUCGACGCCCUGCGCUGCCGCCGAAAGUUCCGAUUUCGUCUCCUCGGCUUGCCCAUUUUCUCGCCGUUCUCGGUAGAUUCCACCGCCGCCCAGCUCUUCUCCUUGCUGCCGAUUUCUCCACCGAGGAGGCAUGGAGACAAAUGCUGUAGAUUCCAAAGUGGAGAUAGACACUAGAGCUCCAUUCGCAUCCGUUAGAGCAGCAGUUAGUCUGUUUGGUAAUGUGGCAGUUAAAGGUGACAAAUCUCCUGGGAGAAAGCCGAAGCCUGCAACAAUCGAGGCUAUUACUACUUUGGGUAAUGCUAAGACCCCUAUAUUGUCAGAGAAUGCUCUAGCUAAGGAUACCCAACUUCAUUUGGCUAAAAAAGAGCUGAACAAGUAUAAGGAACAACUUGAUGUUGCUACAAAAAGUAGGAUUCAAGCACUUGCUGAGUUGGAGAGAGUUAAAAAAAUUGUUGAAGAACUCACCGAGAAACUCAAUGCGGCAAAUGAGGGAAAGGAUCAAGUUCUAGAAGCAACUGAAGCUGCCAAAAAUCAAAUCAAGACACUUGAUGCGGGUUCUGUCGAGAUUGCUGACCAGGAUGGAAGCUGGGAACAGAAGUUCGAUAGUUCAAAGGAAGAACUUGCAGUUGUCCUCAUGGAGCUUGAUUCUGCAGAGGAAGAACUUAUAAAGAUCAAAAGGGACUCUGAGACAUUGGUGGAAGCAAAGCUCUCUGCCAUUCAGCAAGAGGCUGAAGCGAAACAGAUUUUUGAUGCUGGCGUUCAGAAGGUGACUGAGCUCUCCAAGGAGAUUGCUUUAAUUCAGGAAUCACUUACCUAUACUAGCCUUGCCACUGAGAAAGUCCAGCAGGAAGAAUCAAAAAUUGUCUCAGAGCAAGUUGCUAUUAAACAGUCUUACAAACGAUUGCUCGACGAAACUGGACAAAAAUUGACGACUUUAAAGAAAGAGUUUGAUCCUGAAGUUUAUAUGAACCUGAAGGCCAAGCUAGAAGAGACAACUUCUGAGAUUAAAUCAGUGCAGAAGGAAAUUGAAGUUGUUUCAUCUGUAGAUUUAAAGUAUGCUACAUCAGUGGCUUUGGAGGUGGAAGGUGCAAAGGAAAUUUUACAAGCACUCGCCCAAGAAGAAAGUUCACUUGUGAGGUUGCUGCAUUCUCUCAAGCUGGAGUUAGAAGCUGCAAAGAGUGAGCACAUAGAGCUUGAGGAUAAAUAUGAAAAAUCUAAAUCUCUUGUCAGCAAUCUUCAGCAUGAACUUCAGAAAUGCAAAGCCGAGCUCGACGUUGUCACUUCUUUAGAGUCGCAAGCAACUUCAACAUCUGAUGAGCUAACAUCUGCCCUUCAACAAUUGUCAUUCGACUCUCAGAAAAUUUUGCAGGAAGCAGAAGAAUUCAGGAAACAUUCUAAACAGUUUAGGGCAGAAGCUGAAGCAGCCCGAAUAGCAUUAUGCGAAGCAGAAAAGCAACUGCAGGUUGUUUCGAAGGAUGCCAAAGAGGCAAAAUUGGCAGAAGCAAGAGCUCUAGGUCUUACCAAAGAUCUAUCUGAGCAUCCAAAUGUUUCUCAGGCAUCAUCUACUCUUCAGUCUGGGUCUACCAUAACAAUCAUGAAAGAAGACUACCAGUCUUUAAGACGCAAGGUGGAGUCGUCCGAUGAGUUCAGAGACAUGAAGGCUGAUGCUGCAAUAGCACAGCUGCAAGUUGUCAAGGCCAAUGAGGAUGAGGCAAUUAAGAAACUUGAAGUAGUUCAGAGGGAGAUUGAGGAAUUGGAGACGGCAACACAGGAGAUAUUGGAGAAGGCAGAAAUAGCUGAAGCUGCACAGAAAGCUGUCCAAGGAGAGCUGAGGAAGCAGCAGGAAACCGAACAGAAGAAGGCAUCAGAGAAUGUAUCAAAGAUACCGGUCGAGACACACGAGUCUAUAGAAGAAGCAUACGUUACAGUACCCUCUGUUCAGAAUGCAAAGCCAGGGGAGAGGACUGAAGAGAAUCGGAAGUUCAUGAAAUCGGUGAUCUCCAAGAAGGUGCUUAUGCCUAAUCUCACCGGUUUUUUCCAUCGCAAGAAGAGUCAGAGUGAUGUUGGCUCACCAUCUUAUCUCCCUGGCGAGAAGCCUUUAUAAACCAAUGAUCUGAUAGUUUUCCGGCCCGGAGAACAGUGCAGAGUUAUGCUUCUUGUAUAGCUUUGAAGGUUUUCUUUAACAGGAAUUCCGAAUUCUGUCAGUUGCUUAGCAGUUGCAGUUGUCAGGGAAUCAAUGCAAACAUUGAUUCGUUGAAAAUGUGAAUGGAAUAAAGAGGUAGAGAAGAAGAGAUUCUAUUAUGAAUGAGUUUUUAGUAUCACAUUAGAAGUUUCUUGACUUUAUUGUUAAUUUAGAUUAUGACACGUGCAUUGAUGUUGUGAA